Molecule: messenger RNA, 1905 nt
Organism: Aedes aegypti (yellow fever mosquito)
Lineage: Eukaryota; Metazoa; Arthropoda; Insecta; Diptera; Culicidae
Product: zinc finger protein 184-like
Exons: 2
Coding region: 97-1884 (595 amino acids)
Cellular component (GO): nucleus
Molecular function (GO): zinc ion binding
Source: RefSeq, a predicted model, not a curated record
AAUUUGCCACAUGGGUUAGUUGAUUUUGUUUAUCAAUCUGGAACAGCCAAAUUUGGAAUUGAAAUCCUGAAAUUAUGCGCAAAUUCUCAUCCUAAAAUGCAAGAUAUCGGCGAGCAAUCACCCCAGGCAGAUGACCAAACGAAUUACCAAGAAAAUCUGGAAGACAUGAUGGAUUCCAGCGAACCCACCUAUCCGGCAUCGGUUCUUGCGUCGCGGAACCGCUUCUGUCGCUUAUGCCUGAAGAAGUCGGAAAGUUUUCUGCUGCCGCUGGUGGCUAAGAUCGAACACGUCACCGUAAUGGAAAUGCUGCUGAUGGUGACAGGGGUUGAGCUGGAGGCGAAUCCGCUGUUCCCUACCAAGAUCUGCUCCAACUGUAUGACCAAGCUGGAUUUCGCUUACAGCGUCCGGCAGGAGUUUUUGAACGGUACGGAACUGUUGCUCAAGAUGGGUGUUGAGAAUAAGCUGGUUGGGUAUUAUGCACAGUUCGAUCCGGUGAUUGGAAGUUAUACGGAUGAAGUGCUGAAGGAAAGCCGGAACGUGUUGGAAACGGCAAAGAUUGAAGUUGAUGCGAAGGUCGAGGGAAGUACGGAAGUGCUGGCUGAAGAGGUGGUGGAGGAUGAGAAGUGUGAGCAGAAGUUAGAGCUUUUAGAGUUUGAGGAGUACGAAUGCCUUGAUGAAGAACUGGAGGAACCAGUUGAGGGAACAAAUGAGACAGUUGUUAAUGUGAAAAGCGAGAAAUUAGAUCAGGAAUUGAAAGAUGAAACGGAUCCAAUGACUGAGGAAUCUAGCGAUCAAGUUGAUAACGACAAAUUCGUAUAUUCUUGGAAGGAACUAGUUAAACCAAAGCGUGUGAAGAAAGAGCGCCCGGAAAAUCCGCUCAACGGAAUCGACAGGAAAGCAAAAGCUGAUGCCGAAUUGUUGGCGCAAUUUCCUCAAACAACCUGUUAUAUCUGUGAUACGGCGCAUUCGACAUUGGAGGAACGGGACGAGCAUUUGAAUGUGCACAUAGGAAUGGUCCCUCAUCGUUGUGAAACGUGCAGCACCGAAGAGGAACCAGUCAUCUCCAAGAGUGUAAUCACCCUAAAUAGGCACCGAUUGAUGCAUCGUUUGCCAUACAAGUGCACAAAAUGCUUCCGAAGGUUUAUCUCAAGUGGCAGCCAGUAUACCCACAUCUGGAGUAUGCACAUGACUGGUUCGGAGGGAUUGAAGUGCGAUUACUGCAACAAGACUUUCAACCAGAAGCGUUCAUUUCAGGCCCAUGUUCGACGCCAUCGUUACAAAGCCAAUGGCAAAUAUCGGUGCGAUGUUUGCGGUGAUACUUGUGGCUCAAGUCUGCUCCUAACGCGACACAAACGGAAGCACACUGGCGAGAAGAAUUUCACCUGUCCAUAUUGCUCGAAGCGCUUCAGCAGGGCUUGCAAUUUGCUCACACACAAGCGAAUCCACACGAACGAGCGCUGCCAUCGAUGCGAGGACUGUGAGCGAAGCUUCCGGGACAGUGUAACGCUCAGAAAGCACCGGGAACGAUUCCAUAUGGGACGGGUGCCGGCACGGAAGUCAGAUCGGAAUCCAUUCGUCAUCGCCCCAGAUGGACGUAAAAUGUUCCAGUGUCCGAUGGAGGGAUGUGCGUACGAGACCCACAGCAGCACUUCCAUUUCGCGCCAUAAAGCUCGCCAUUUGAAGCGAUACGUUUGUGGCGAAUGUGGCAAACGGUUUGCCGAGCCGAAUCUGGUGCGGAAACAUCAGGCCACCGUGCACAGUGCGGAUAAGAAGAAACGGGGUCAGAAGGACCGGAGUACAAAAGAAGUAGCGGUGGCCGUACAAGUGGAUCCCGGACAGGAAAUUGAAGUGGUGGACUAUGUCACAGUAUCUGACGAAAAGUAAACGCUUUUGGAUAUUCAAAAA